GCGGAGCCCUGGCCAGUGCAACCCUCCCCCGGGUUCUGCGGUAGGGCUAUACAGGCAUGGCGAAGUGAGUAACCCACAGUUCUGCUGCCUGCCCUCCCCCCCAAGAUGGUGAAACUGGACAUUCACGCGCUGGCUCAUCACCUCAAGCAAGAACGGCUCUAUGUAAACUCUGAAAAGCAGCUCAUCCAGAGGCUGAACGCUGAGGUGUUGAAAACUGCGGAAAGGUUGUACCGCACAGCCUGGAUUUCCAAGCAGCAGAGGAUUAACUUGGACCGGCUGAUCAUAACAAGUGCUGAAGCUUCCCCAGCCGAAUGUUGCCAGCAUGCCAAAAUCCUGGAGGACACGCAGUUUGUGGACGGGUACAAGCAAUUGGGCCAUCAAGAGACACCCUAUGGGGAGUUCCUCAACAGGCUGCGCGAGAACCCUCGUCUUAUUGCUUCUUGCCUGGUUGCCGGAGAGAAGCUCAACCAGGAGAACACUCAAAGCGUCAUUCACACUGUGUUUACCUCCAUCUAUGGCAAUUGCAUCAUGCCGGAAGAUGAAAGCUACCUCCUCCAGGUCUUGCGUUAUUUGAUCGAGUUUGAACUCAAGGAGAGUGAUAACCCCAGGCGGCUCCUGAGGCGCGGCACUUGCGCCUUCAGUAUUUUAUUCAAACUCUUUUCCGAAGGGCUCUUUUCAGCCAAGCUUUUUCUCACUGCCACCUUGCACGAACCCAUCAUGCAGCUGCUGGUUGAGGAUGAAGACCACCUAGAAACUGACUCCAACAAACUGAUUGACCGCUUUUCUCCCGCUCAGCAGGAGAAGCUCUUUGGAGAGAAGGGCAGUGACAAAUUCAGGCAGAAAGUUCAGGAGAUGGUAGAGUUGAAUGAAGCCAAGUUGGUGGCCUUGGUGAACAAGUUCAUUGGGUACCUCAAGCAAAACACCUACUGCUUCCCACACAGCUUGCGAUGGAUCGUAUCCCAGAUGUACAAAACGCUCUCGUGUGUGGACAGGCUGGAUGUUGGGGAAGUCAGAGCCAUGUGCACUGACCUUCUCCUGACUUGCUUCAUUUGUCCUGCGGUGGUCAACCCGGAGCAGUACGGGAUUAUUUCUGAUGCCCCAAUCAAUGAAGUGGCAAGAUUUAACCUGAUGCAGGUUGGGAGACUUCUUCAGCAGCUGGCGAUGACUGGUUCUGAAGAAGGAGACCCUCGUAUGAAGAGUAACUUGUGUAAAUUUGACAAAGGCUGCGUAGCUGCAUUUCUGGAUGUUGUCAUCAGUGGGCGUGCAGUGGAAACCCCUCCCAUGUCCUCAGUUAACCUUCUGGAAGGGCUGAGCAGGACUGUGGUUUAUGUGACCUACAGCCAACUUACUGGCCUGGUCAGCUUUAUGAGGAAUGUCAUGUCUGGCGACCAGCUGAAGGAAGAUCGGGCAGCUCUGGAAAACGUCCUGUCAAACUUGCCCCAGAACAAGCCGGGAAAGAGCAGCAGCCUGGAAAUGACCCCUUACAACACCCCACAGCUCUCGCCAGCAACCACUCCGGCCAACAAAAAAAAUCGAUUGCCUAUAGGACAACAGUUGGCAGCUAUCACUGCCUGGGACACGUCGGCCACCAACCUGACUGCUCACAUAAACCUAGUAACCCCUUUUGCCACUCGCAGCAGAAGCCGGUCGAAUAUGCAGAUGGACCAGCACGCUGACCACGACGGGCCCUCCCAGGAGACGAUACCAGAAGUUCAACCGGAAGAAGUCUUGGUUAUAUCCCUUGGGACCGGACCCCAAAUAACUCCAGGAAUGAUGUCAGAAAAUGAGGUUUUAAACAUGCAGCUUGCUGAUGGAGGGCAAGGAGAUGUCCCUGUUGAUGAAGCCAAACUCCACGGUAAACCUGAUAAAACCUUGCGCUUUUCCCUCUGCAGUGAUAAUCUGGAAGGAAUAUCUGAAGGCCCUUCAAACCGCUCUAAUUCUGUAUCCUCGCUGGAUUUGGAAGGGGAAUCUGUGUCUGAACUGGGUGCAGGCCCAUCAGGCAGCAACGGGGUGGAAGCCCUGCAGCUUCUGGAACACGAACAAGCUACCACUCAGGAUAAUCUUGAUGACAAGCUCCGUAAGUUUGAGAUUCGUGAUAUGAUGGGGUUAACCGAUGACAGAGACAUCUCCGAAACUGUGAGCGAAACAUGGAGCACCGACGUCCUGGGGAGCGACUUUGAUCCAAAUAUUGACGAGGACCGCUUGCAAGAAAUGGCAGGUGCAGCAGCUGAGAAUAUGCUGGGGAGCUUGCUAUGCUUGCCCGGUUCAGGGUCAGUGUUGCUUGACCCCUGCACGGGUUCAACCAUCUCGGAAACCACCAGCGAAGCUUGGAGUGUGGAAGUGCUACCGAGCGACUCAGAGGCCCCAGACCUAAAGCAGGAGGAGAGGCUGCAGGAGCUGGAGAGCUGCUCUGGGGUGGGCAGCACCUCUGAUGACACGGAUGUCAGGGAGGUCAGUUCUCGCCCCAGUACGCCAGGCCUCAGCGUGGUGUCAGGUAUUAGUGCAACCUCUGAGGAUAUUCCCAACAAGAUCGAGGACCUCCGAUCUGAGUGUAGCUCAGACUUUGGUGGAAAAGAUUCAGUAACCAGCCCUGAUAUGGAUGAAACUGCUCAUGGUGCCAGCCAGCUGUCCUCUCCCCCUUCUCAGGUGGAUUCCUUGCUUGCCAUGUUUGACCCCUUGGCAUCACACGAAGUGGUGAGGCCUAAAGUGCACUAUGCAAGACCGUCACACCCUCCGCCAGAUCCCCCAAUUCUGGAAGGAAUGCUGGGUGGCAACGAGGCCCGUUUGCCCAACUUUGGCUCCCACACGGCAAUGCUCAUAGACUCAGAGGCGUUCAAGCAGCGGCAUUCCUAUCCGGAGAGGCUCGUGCGCAGCAGGAGCUCCGAUAUAGUGUCAUCUGCUCGGCGGCCGAUGAGUGAUCCCGGCUGGAACAGGCGUGCUGGGAACGAAGAGAGGGAGCUUUCUGUGCCCCCUGGCAGCAUGGGGGCCCCCGCUUUGAUGAACGCGCCGCAGUCCUCUUCCUCCUCUCCUAGCAAAGAUUUCUGUAGAGGAGAGGUUGAAGACCGAAAAGACAGCGAUGAUGAGAAAUCUGACAGGAACAAACCAUGGUGGAGAAAGCGCUUUGUUUCAGCUAUGCCCAAAGCUCCAAUCCCAUUUCGAAAAAAAGAAAAACAAGACAAGGACAAAGAUGAGUUCUUCCCUGACAGAUAUGGCUCUCUACAAGAUGACCCCAGUCCUAGGCUGAGUGCUCAAGCGCAGGCUGCAGAGGACAUCCUGGACAAGUACAGGAAUGCGAUUAAGCGGACCAGCCCUAAUGAGGGGGCUGCAGUGAACUACGAUAGCACAGAUGCCAUUGGAGACGGCGAAAGCAUCCACGACUCUCCGCGUGAUGACGCCUUGCAAAACAUGUCUGCAGAUGACCUCCCAGAUUCUGCUAGUCAAGUAGCUCAUCCUCAGGAUUCUGCUUUCUCCUACAGGGAUGCCAAGAAGAAAUUGCGGCUCGCGCUCUGUUCAGCAGAUUCUGUUGCCUUCCCCAUGUUGUCUCACUCCACACGGAAUGGGCUUCCUGAUCAUACAGACCCCGAAGACAACGAAAUUGUGUGCUUCCUAAAAGUUCAGUUGGCAGAAGCUAUCAACCUCCAAGAUAAGAACCUGAUGGCCCAGCUACAGGAGACGAUGCGCUGUGUCGGCCGCUUCGACAACAGGACCUGCCGUAAGCUGCUGGCUUCUAUUGCCGAGGAUUACAGGAAAAGAGGCCCAUACUUUACGUAUCUGACUCGGUGUCGCCAAGGCCUGCAGACAACCCAGGCGCAUUUAGAAAGGCUGCUGCAGAGGGUUCUGCGCGACAAAGAGCUGGCCAACCGGUACUUCACCACCGUGUGCGUGCGGCUGCUUUUGGAAAGCAAAGAGCCGAAGAUCAGAGAGUUCAUUCAAGAUUUCCAGAAGCUGACCGCAGCAGAUGACAAGACUGCCCAGGUGGAAGACUUCCUCCAGUUCCUGUACGGGGCCAUGGCCCAGGAUGUCAUCUGGCAGAACGCCAGCGAGGAGCAGCUUCAAGAUGCCCAGCUAGCCAUUGAGCGCAGCGUCAUGAACCGCAUUUUCAAGCUGGCCUUUUACCCUAACCAGGACGGGGACAUCUUGCGUGAUCAGCUUCUCCAUGAGCACAUCCAGAGGCUAUCGAAAGUAGUAAGCGCAAACCACAAAGCACUUCAGAUCCCCGAGGUCUAUCUCCGGGAAGCUCCCUGGCCAUCAGCGCAGUCCGAGAUCCGCACAAUUAGCGCCUACAAGACCCCUCGGGAUAAGCUGCAGUGCAUCUUGAGAAUGUGCUCCACCAUCAUGAACAUGUUGAGCCUGGCUAAUGAAGACUCGGUCCCUGGGGCAGACGAUUUUGUUCCUGUCCUCGUAUUUGUGCUCAUAAAGGCCAACCCACCCUGCCUUCUGUCCACUGUCCAAUACAUCAGUAGCUUCUACGCCAACUGUUUAACUGGAGAAGAAUCAUAUUGGUGGAUGCAGUUCACAGCGGCAGUGGAGUUCAUAAAAACCAUUGACGAACGCAAGUGAUCCAAGCCAGCGUCUUGCC
Messenger RNA from Euleptes europaea (tarantolino), 4579 nucleotides. It is a transcript of the gene GAPVD1, whose product is annotated as GTPase activating protein and VPS9 domains 1. Gene Ontology annotation, biological process: regulation of GTPase activity; vesicle-mediated transport. The transcript is spliced from 27 exons. Bases 106 to 4560 code for a protein of 1484 amino acids. Gene Ontology annotation, cellular component: endocytic vesicle; cytosol. NCBI's taxonomy places the organism in Eukaryota, Metazoa, Chordata, Lepidosauria, Squamata, Sphaerodactylidae. The record is from RefSeq and is a predicted model, not a curated record. Gene Ontology annotation, molecular function: small GTPase binding; guanyl-nucleotide exchange factor activity.